AUGAACUCAAGAACAUUACUCCGUCAAUCAUCUCGAGCUUUGAGCUCUUCUGUUCGCAGCUCUGUCGCAAGACAACCUUUGCGAUCUCAAUUCCACAAUAAUACUUCGCUGGCCGCGCAAGUUGCGUCGAGGCAAUUUCAAGGAAGGAGAUUCUAUGCUACAGAACCAGAGGCCAAGAAGGAUGAGCCAGCAGCAGAAGAGAAGAAGGAUGCUGAAGCAGAAGAUCCAUCGAAAAAGGCUUUGGAGGCAAAGGACAAGGAGAUUCUUGAAUUAAAGGACAAGCUCCUCCGCUCCAUCGCCGAUUUUCGCAACCUCCAAGAGCGCACAAAAAGAGAUAUGCAAGCUGCCAAGGACUUUGCUAUUCAAAAAUUCGCCAAAGAUCUUGUUGAUAGCGUCGACAACUUUGACCGAGCUCUUACCACUGUUCCCGCAGAGAAGCUCUCUGUUUCUGCCGAAGAACGCAAUGAGCAUCAACAAGACUUGAUCACAUUACACGAAGGGCUAAAGAUGACCGAGAAUAUCCUCAUGUCAACCUUGAAGAAGCACGGUCUGGAAAGAUUCGACCCAUCAGUCGAGUCCGAGAAAUUUAACCCAAAUGAACACGAGGCUACUUUCAUGACUCCUAUGGCAGGAAAGGAGGAUGGCACAGUUUUCCACACCCAACAGAAGGGAUUCAAGCUCAAUGGAAGAAUAUUGAGAGCUGCCAAGGUCGGGGUUGUCAAGAACCCUUGA
This is a messenger RNA of Botrytis porri, 732 nucleotides long. RefSeq lists its product as uncharacterized. Gene Ontology annotation, molecular function: adenyl-nucleotide exchange factor activity; protein-folding chaperone binding; protein homodimerization activity. The transcript is spliced from 2 exons. Gene Ontology annotation, cellular component: PAM complex, Tim23 associated import motor. Bases 1 to 732 code for a protein of 243 amino acids. Lineage: Eukaryota; Fungi; Ascomycota; Leotiomycetes; Helotiales; Sclerotiniaceae. The record is from RefSeq and is a predicted model, not a curated record. Gene Ontology annotation, biological process: protein import into mitochondrial matrix; protein folding.